Molecule: messenger RNA, 3177 nt
Organism: Podarcis raffonei (Aeolian wall lizard)
Lineage: Eukaryota; Metazoa; Chordata; Lepidosauria; Squamata; Lacertidae
Gene: CABP7
Product: calcium binding protein 7
Exons: 6
Coding region: 972-1691 (239 amino acids)
Molecular function (GO): calcium ion binding
Source: RefSeq, a predicted model, not a curated record
GGGGAGUCAUGUGUGCAUUGUACGUGUGCUGGGUGUGUGUGUGCGCGUGAGAGGGGGAGUCCGGGGGAGCAAGCAAAAGCGGGAAGAAGCCACACAGCUACACCGAUUGGAGAGGCAAAGACUGCAAGAGAAACGGAGAUUAAAUUAAAAAAAUAAAUAGAAAGAGUCUGCCACUGAACUCCUACCGAGGGAAAACUUGCCACUGGGGUGGCACCCUCUCCCCCUCCUCUUCUCCCACCCCCUCCCCAUGUGCAACCUCAGGGAGCUGGCCUAGAGCCAUGCUGUGCAGCAUCUAGCUCCACGAGGUCUUCUGCAGCUGAGUAUUUUUUUUCAGGCUCCAGCGAGGAAGGAUUGCAGCCUUGCGCUGUGACACGCUCAGAGCCAGCAGCAAAGGGACAUGAGAGUUGCUGGUGAAUGGAGAAGAACUGAUUCUUCCUCUUCCUCCCCGGUUUCGAGGCUGGGGGUUUAGGAAUUGGCUGCGGCGGGUGGCGAGGGGGGUGGGAGGGAGAGGAAUCCUUUCGCCCCCGGAAUUUUGCCACCUGGUUAUUUGGAUGCGGACAACAGGAGAAAGUCUCGCUGUGCUGUUCACCUGUGCAGAAGCAGCAUCGGAGGCGGUUUUUGGAGAGAGAGAGAGAGAGAGAGAGAGAGCCCUUUCCACCGUGGCCCUAAAUCUCUUCGAGGCCGGGGUGGCGAGGCUCCGAUUUCAGCCGGAGUCGUCGGGAUCUGCCGCGCCAAGGAUCUGUUGUGACUAACAUAACAACCACUUUUUAAAAAAUAUAUUAAAAGAGUUGCGGUUUCUGCUGUGGUUGGGGACAAGGAGGGGGCUUCUCUCUUUGGCUCCGGGAAGACCACAGGUAGCCCCGUGGCAGGUGCGAGCCCUGCCUCCCUUUCCUGCGCUGCUGUGUGUCCGGCCAGGUCGCUUCCUAUGACAUUUGGGAUUAAAGUUUGGCUUUCUGAGAGCGGCUGCCACCAUGCCUUUCCACCCAGUCACCGCGGCGUUAAUGUACCGGGGCAUUUAUACCAUCCCCAAUAUCCUUGCAACGGAGCAGCAUCCUGUUGACAUACCUGAAGAUGAACUGGAAGAGAUUCGUGAGGCAUUCAAAGUUUUUGACCGGGACGGCAACGGUUUCAUCUCCAAGCAGGAACUGGGCACAGCAAUGAGGUCCCUUGGCUACAUGCCCAAUGAGGUGGAACUGGAAGUCAUCAUCCAGAGACUAGACAUGGAUGGCGAUGGACAAGUGGACUUUGAGGAGUUUGUGACGUUGCUUGGCCCCAAACUUUCCACAUCCGGCAUCCCGGAAAAAUUCCAUGGCACUGACUUUGACACUGUGUUUUGGAAGAUAUAUGUACUGAAGAUGCGUAUUUUCCCGUUUUUCAUGGUGACUGGAACUGCUGGUUCACACCAGGAGUGUGACAUGCAGAAGCUGACGGUUGACGAGCUGAAGCGGCUGCUGUACGACACUUUCUGCGAGCACCUCUCCAUGAAGGACAUCGAGAACAUCAUCAUGACGGAGGAGGAAAGCCACAUGGGGAAUGCAGAGGAGUGUCCUGUUGAUGUGGAGACCUGCUCAAACCAACAGAUCAGACAGACGUGCGUCCGCAAAAGCCUCAUCUGCGCCUUUGCCAUCGCAUUCAUCAUCAGUGUCAUGUUGAUUGCUGCCAACCAGGUGCUGAGAAGUGGGAUGAAGUAGCCACAGCUGGAAGGAUGGAUGGAUGGAUGGACGGACGGACGGACGGAUAAUUGGAGAGAUGGACUUCCUUGAAGAACAAAUGGAGAAAACAAACUAUACAUAUCUAUAAAUACCUAUAGCCACGAGGGCCAGGGGUGGGAUAGGGGGGGAAUUGUGAUUCCUCCACGGCAAGCCUCCUGCACACACACCCAUAAACCCACCUCCCCUCCCUCCUGUAUUUGGAGGGGAGGCUCCCCUCCUUACCCGAGAUGCUGCUGUCUUCUCUCAGCAGAUAGCAUGGUCUCCCCCUGGGGUGGGUCCAGCUCAGUCCGGCUGGGGAGUCCCUGGAACCACCCCCUCCCCAUGGUGGAACUUUUAAACUCAACUUUAAAAGCAUGUCGACGUGCAUGGAGACCCCACCCCACCUCCUAAAAUCUGAGUGAUGCAAUACCGUGUGCUUUUAUAACCAGAUAUUAGACUCCUACAAAUAUAUAUAUAUAUAUAUGAAAUUAUUAUUCUUCUUAUUAUAUAUAAUAUACAUAUAUAUAUUUAUGAUAAACUGAAUAAUCAGUUAAGCAAUACACUUGCGUCAGGAUUUUCCAAUCUGAAAUUCAGGCGCUGCAUGAACAUUAAACACUCCAAGGGCUGGACGCGAAUCACUUGCUGUUUGUAUUUUCAUCCGACCUCCCCCCUUCCCAGCAGGCCCUUUGGGGGCAUCUAUGCACUUUUUUCUCCCUGCCCCCUACCCUCCCAAAAAGAACCUGGGAGGGAGGGGCUUACUAGAGCCUGCUUAUGUGGACCUAGGGGUUGUUCAGAUGGAGGACGCCGGCCAAAGGUCGGCUUGCUCAGAGGAGGAACCGCGCUUUGGUGUGGCCUCUGCAGCCGUUCUCUUCCCCACUGCAUGCGAACGAGCGACGGCAGGCCACACCAGGCGCGGGGAAAUCCCUUCUUCCUCCUCAAGGGGGCGCUGGGCCAGAAUGAUCCAGGAGACAUAAGAGACUCCACCUCCUUUGUGCCCUGAGCCAUCCACUCACGACGGUGUCACAUCCUGUAUAUAUAAACAAAGGUGUCCAGAGAGCACCACUGACAUCACCAACUCCACCAUCUUUCCAGCUGCAAAUUUCCCUUCCGCUAAGCCCAGUAUAACGUCACCCGGCUAGAGGGGAGGUCUCUUUUCCAACAGUGUUUUGUCUUGAGGUGGAGACGUCUGAGUGAUGGAGAUAUCACUGCUAUUCCUGGGCAGCCUGCCUCAGCAGUUAACUAUUUCCCCUGUUGUUUAAAAAAAAAAAAAGAGGAAGGAAGGGAGGGGAAAAAGAGAGAGAUAUCUAUCUAUAUAUAUAUUGUGCCUUAUUUCUGAUUUGAAUUUGUCCAACUUUUAACUUGCAAGCUGUUGGUUCUUGUUAUACUAUGGCUAGAUCAAAGAGACUUUCGCUCUUCCCAUGCUUUCUUUCCAUGAAUGUAUUUUGUGCCGCAAUGAGUCAAUUCUUAAACUUUAAAGAAAAGCCAA